Messenger RNA from Trametes versicolor FP-101664 SS1, 792 nucleotides. RefSeq lists its product as uncharacterized. The record is from RefSeq and is a predicted model, not a curated record. Bases 1 to 792 code for a protein of 263 amino acids. The transcript has a single exon. Lineage: Eukaryota; Fungi; Basidiomycota; Agaricomycetes; Polyporales; Polyporaceae.
AUGGCCACCGAAUCACCCAAUCUCGUCGACACUGAGCUCUUCGAGAGCACAGUUCCAACCCACGCGACCGUCGCAGACACCGUCUCGGACUCACCAUCCGACGAGAAAACGCUACCCCCCGCCACUUCGCCACCAUCCUCCACCGCGCCCAGCACUACCACAUCCCCAGACUUUCUCGCCGCCGCCUUGGAGAUCGUGGCCCGCCGCGACAAGCCAUUCAUGUUCGACGACACGCCGCCCCGCUUCGCGCGCGUCUUGCCCCAACGCCUCGCAGAAUUUCUCUCGGAGGCGUUUGGCAUUCUGCUCCCCAUCGCAGCCGUGUUGAGCAUGGUCUAUGUGCACAUCGGCUGCAUCCAAAGCGGACUCACUCUGCUUCGCCUCUUCCGCCCGCACGACCCAGCACUGGCAAUCCGCGUCCCUCCUGGUGCGGCGACGCCGCUGGAGCUCGCCGUUGCGGUGCUGUCGCUGCCUUUCCUCUGCGCAGCCUCAAGCCAGGCAAAGGCGACGCACAGCCAGCGGGAGCGUGUACGGGACGUCGACACCGUCGUCUUCGGCAAGCCCCGCUGGACCUGGGCUGGGGUGGGGCGCGCCCUCGAGGACGCGGCGUACGACGCAGUGUUCAUGCUCUUCCAGGCGCUGUUCACCGCGGUCGCUGGGUGGAUGGUGCUGCGCGCCCUGCCUUUCGAGAGUGCAAGCGCGCUGGACCUUGGGCAUACCGUUGGCGCGGUGGUGGCUUUCGAUAUGGCCAGCUUCCCUAUCCGACAUCUGGGAAUGUACUGGCUGUUCAACUAG